Messenger RNA from Anguilla anguilla (European eel), 2763 nucleotides. Its product is annotated as NLR family CARD domain-containing protein 3-like. The transcript is spliced from 8 exons. The coding region runs from base 81 to 2633 and encodes 850 amino acids. The record is from RefSeq and is a predicted model, not a curated record. Lineage: Eukaryota; Metazoa; Chordata; Actinopteri; Anguilliformes; Anguillidae.
ACAUCCUGGACCAUGGCUGACCGCAGCAAACGCUCGAAAGUUUGGCUUAGCUUCAUUAAAAAAGAUAACGACACAGCAAAAUGCAACACCUGCAGUGUCCUGAGACAGGGGGCGCUGUUUCUAAAAUGAGUUCCUCAGAGAAGACCAAGACUGAGGAUGGAACCCACGGCCCUGCGGGAAAGAGGGUUUGGGUAGAGAGGGCAGGGUCGCCUGUACCCAGCUGUCUGUCUAUGAAGAGUGACCGUUCAAUUGAUCUUCUAAUCGACUUCAGAGGAGAGUUCAGAGGUGAUCAAAGGGUUUGGGUAGAGAGGGCAGGGUCGCCUGUACCCAGCUGUCUGUCUAUGAAGAGUGACCGUUCAAUUGAUCUUCUAAUCGACUUCAGAGGAGAGUUCAGAGGUGAUCAAAGGAUUCACUGCUCAAAUAAACUGUUAUCCUCAAAACAGUCUCUCCUGCGCACUCUGAUGACGCUGAAGAAGACUGAAAAGUUGAAACUGUUUCAGAGCCAUCUGAUUCAGGGUUGCCCAGAAUGCUUUUAUAGUAGAAGAACAGAAGAUCCUUCUCUACUGGAUACGUUUAUGAAGAUGAAGGAAUUGUUCGAGAGUCAUCAAAUUGCUGAUUACCCAGAAUGCACUGAGAGAGAGCAGGAGGAUCCUGAAGCCCUGUACAUAGUUGAGAAGAUGCUGGAGACCUGUGGCAUUGAGGGGUCUCUGAAGAUCACACUCCAUAUCCUGAGGAACAUGAAGAAGAAGGAUGUCACUGACCCACUGGAGAGAGAUGAGCAGCACAAUGAAUUCAGAGAAAGAGCACAGCAGGCACUGAAAACUCAUCUGAAGAAGAGGUUUGAAUGCAUAUUUGAAGGUUUAGCAAAGCAGGGCCACCAAACCCUCCUCAAUGAGAUCUAUACAGAGCUCUACAUCACAGAUGGGGGAAGUGGGGGGGUCAAUGAUGAACAUGAGAUCAGACAGAUUGAGAUAGCAUCCAAGAGACAAACCACACAGGAGACUGCAAUCAUCUGCAAUGACAUCUUUAAGCCUUCACCUGGACAAGAGAAACCAAUCAGAACUGUGCUUACAAAGGGCAUCGCUGGCAUUGGGAAAACAGUCUCUGUGCAGAAGUUCAUUCUGGACUGGGCAGAUGGAAAAGCCAAUCAGGACAUUGAUUUCAUCUUCACUCUUCCUUUCCGAGAUCUGAAUCUGAAAAAGGAGAGAGAAUUUAGUCUCAUGGAACUUCUGCAGCAAUACGUUCCACAACUGAAAGAGAUCAAAAGUUUUGAAGAUGAUGAAGUCAAAGUUGUGUUCAUCUUUGAUGGUCUGGAUGAGUGUCGACUUCCUCUAGAUUUCCAAAGCAAUGAGAUUUGCUGUGAUAUAACAGAGUCAUCAUCAUUGGAUGUGCUGCUGACCAACCUCAUUAAGGGGAAUCUGCUUCCCUCUGCCCUCCUCUGGAUCACCUCCCGACCAGCAGCAGCCAAUCAGAUCCCUCCUGAGUGCGUCCACCAGGUGACAGAGGUACGAGGAUUCAAUGACCCACAGAAGGAGGAGUACUUCAGGAAGAGAAUCAGAGAUCGGAACAAGGCCAGCAAAAUUAUCUCACACGUAAAGUCAUCCAGGAGUCUCUACAUCAUGUGUCACAUACCAGUCUUCUGCUGGAUUUCUGCUACUGUUCUGGAGACAAUGUUGGAUAAAGUGAGUGGAGACCUGCCCAAAACUCUGACUGAAAUGUACACACACUUCCUGCUCAUUCAGACUAAUGUGAAGAAUGAGAAGUAUCAUGGCACCAAUGAGACAACCCCAAAGAAAAUGUCAGCAUCAAAUACAGAAAUCAUCCUGAAACUGGGGCAGCUGGCUUUACUACAGCUGUUAAAGGGCAAUCUGAUAUUCUAUGAAGAGGAGCUGAGAGAUAUAGGCAUUGAUGUCAGUGAAGCUUCAGUGUACUCUGGGGUGUGCACAGAGAUCUUUAAAGAGGAGUGUGGGUUGGGUGAGGUGAAGGUCUACUGCUUUGUGCAUCUGAGCAUUCAGGAGUAUCUGGCUGCCUUGUUCGUUUUUCAUUCAUGUGUGAAUGAGAACAGAAAUGUACUCAGAGCAGAAGAAUCAAAAACUCGCAGUGACAGAGUGCAGCUGUCUGAGUUACACAGGACUGCAGUGGAUCAGGCCUUAGAGAGUAAGAAUGGACACCUGGACCUUUUCCUCAGAUUCCUUCUAGGCCUCACUCUGGACUCCAUUCAGACUCUAUUAGGAGGAAUACUGACACAGACAGGAAGCGGAUCACCUGUACCAGAUCCACAGACACAGACAGGAAGCAGGUCAGAGAGCAUUGAGAAAACAGUAUUAUACAUAAAGGAGAGGAUCAAAAAAGAAUCUUCAGCAGAGAGGACCAUAAAUCUGUUCCACUGUCUCAAUGAACUGAAUGACAACUCUCUAGUGGAGGAAAUCAAGAAUUUCCAGAGAUCAGGAAGACUCUCUAAUGAAAAGCUGGAACCACACCAAUGUUCAGCCCUGGCCUUUAUGUUACUGAUGUCAGAGGAGAUCCUAAAUGAGUUUGACUUGAAGACCUACAACACAUCAACAACAGGUUAUGAGAGACUGCUACCAGUACUCGGGAACUGCAGGAAGGCCAUUGAUGAAAAGCAACCCUGAACCAAGAGAGUGCCUGUCCAAGGAGGCCUACAAGAUUUUCAAGUCUAUCCAGAAGGAUGAGGUGAUCAACUGUGUCAAAUACCGCACUUAAGUCUAAAAGCACAAGUACAGAGAUGCAGCCAUGGUCGGA